Bicyclus anynana (squinting bush brown) is the source of this 3532-nucleotide messenger RNA. Its product is annotated as fatty acyl-CoA reductase wat. Gene Ontology annotation, cellular component: peroxisome. The transcript is spliced from 11 exons. Gene Ontology annotation, molecular function: alcohol-forming very long-chain fatty acyl-CoA reductase (NADP+) activity. Gene Ontology annotation, biological process: long-chain fatty-acyl-CoA metabolic process. Lineage: Eukaryota; Metazoa; Arthropoda; Insecta; Lepidoptera; Nymphalidae. Bases 130 to 1707 code for a protein of 525 amino acids. The record is from RefSeq and is a predicted model, not a curated record.
UUCUGUGUUGUUGUUGUCACUAGCACCACUAGUGCUUGUUGAUACGUCGCGUUGAUCGGACGUGAGGUAUUUGUGUAAGAAUAAGUGCAUCGGUCAGUGCGGUUGUUUUUAAAAAAAAUAUUCGCCGAUAUGGUACUAAUAGAGCAGACGGAUUUACGGGCGGGGGAACUGAUAUACGGUGACAUGAUGGAAGACAAGUACAAGGAGUCACAGAUUCAGAAGCUCUUCAGCGGUGCUUCUGUGCUGCUCACUGGAGGCACCGGCUUCUUGGGGAAACUGCUGGUUGAGAAGCUACUGAGAUCGUGCCCUGACAUAAAGAAGCUGUAUCUCCUCACACGACCAAAGAAGAAUAAGGAAAUUAUAAAAAGGCUACAGGAACAAUUUGAUGACCCGCUUUACGACAAAUUGAGGAAAGUGUUGCCAGACUUUAUAGAAAAAAUUGGUAUAAUCGAAGGUGACGUGGGACAGAUUGGUUUGGGAAUUGGCGAAGAAGACAGGACGACGAUAACUAAAGAGGUUGACUUCAUUUUCCACGGUGCAGCGACUGUCCGUUUCGACGAGGCGCUGAAAACAGCAGUGGAGAUCAAUGUCCGGGGCACCAGAGAGAUGCUGCAUCUGGCUCGCUCCUGCACCAAACUACGAGCUUAUGUACACAUCUCGACCGCCUAUAGCAAUUGCCCUCUAAAAGAGAUAGACGAGAAAUUCUACGACGCAUUACUGGCCGGUGACAAGUUGAUAGACCUCGUGGAGAAUAUGGAUGUCAAAACAUUGGACAGCAUCACCCCAGGGUUGCUUGGGGAAUUCCCGAACACAUACGCCUACACCAAGUCAGCGGCUGAGGAUAUAGUGCAGAAAUACUCGAAGGGACUCCCCGUGGCUGUGUUUAGACCAUCUAUAGUGAUUGGAACAGCGAGGGAACCGCUUCAAGGAUGGAUCGACAAUGUUUACGGACCCACCGGUGUGGUGGUGGGUGCUGCAGUGGGUCUCAUGCACGCACUGCUGGGGAACCCCAAAGCCAUCGCCGACCUUGUGCCCGGUGACAUGGUGGUGAACGGCUGCAUAGCGGCCGCGUGGAAGACUGCUAAGGACUACCCCGGGAACUACGAGGAAGCUCCCGUGGAUCAGCUGCCGACGAUUUAUAAUUACGUUUCUUCAGAGCAAGCGCCUAUUUCUUGGAACCACUUUAUGAAAAGCAACGAGAUGCACGGUCUGCGAAUGCCCGCGAAUGCAGCGAUAUGGUCGUAUCUGUUCUUCCUGACGCCCUCCAAGUUCCUGUACAAACUCUACUGCUUCUUCCUGCACUGGGUGCCGGCGUACAUAGUGGACGCUGUCUUAGUUCUGAUUGGGAAGAAACCUAUGUUAAGAAAAGCUUAUAAGAAAAUAGAGAAAUUCUCCGGAGUCCUCGGAUAUUUCGCCCUCAGGGAGUGGAAGUUUCAUAACAAAAACACCAUAAAAUUACACCAAGAAUUGUGCGAAACAGACAAAGAUCUCUUCCACUUUGACCUCAGCACCUUAGAUUGGGACGAGUACUGUAGAGCUUACGUCAAAGGAGUAAGGAUUCACCUCCUGAAGGACCCUCUCGAUACCAUACCGCAAGGUAGAAGGAAACAAUUCAGACUGAAGCUGUUACACUAUUUCUUUAUUAGUGUCAUUUGCUUCGCUUUAAUAAAAUUAUUUAUUUUCUUAAUAAGAAUGCUAUUAGGUUAAAUUUUAGUUAACGAUUCUAUUAUUAUAAUUGUUAUCAUUAAGUUUGUUAGACUGUGUUUUUAUUGAUACUCGGGUAUGUUUGUAAUAGUAAGCAAAUAGAUAUGUGUAUUUGUAGUAGUAUUAUGUGAUAUUUUAUAUGAACAAUAUCCAAUUCCUCAUCAUUCAUUUGUUACAUAAAACCAAAUUCGACGUGCACUGUUUACCAAAAAACAAAUUAAAUGAGGGUAUGAAUCGUUUUUCAUUUCACACCUAAUAAUAUUAUAAUUAAUAAAAGCUUCGACCAACAUUAUAUGAAGCUCUCGUUUAACUGUUGGAUCAAGGGUCGGACACAGAAAGCAUUCUUGAGACAAUGCGUAUUGUGAGGAAGUUCCUCACACUAGAGCCCUGACCACCGGUUGCUUUGGGUUGGGUUGGUUGACCCGCAGCGGGAGAAUUGAAAUUUUUAAUAGUGUUAUGUAUUAUAUUAUUAAUUUAUAACAAUGGUAAAAAUUAAAAAAAGAACAUAAAUAAAUAAAUGAGAGACUAUUAUAGUUAACUUGUACUUAAAUUAAUGAGAAUAAAUGUGAUUAAUAAGCUUAAAACAAAUUAGAUAUUGUUAAGUAAUAUCUUUGGAAUUAUAACAUUUUAUCACCAUUUAAUGAAAAAAAAAUGAUGCAUAAUUUAAAUGAGUUAUGAAAUGGCAUGCGAUUUUUACUUUAAUUUCUAAUUUGUUUGUUGUUAAACAGUGCACAACGAGUAUAUCAAGCCAACGAAAAAUAAGUUUCACAAAUGAAAAAUCUCAAUAACCUGGAUAUUUCGCGGGUAGUUUUAAUUUCUUGGAAAAUUUUCAUAAGCGUUACACCCCCUCUUGCCUCGGAGAUCACGUUAUCUCAAUAUCAUUUAAUACUGAGACUUUUGAGAUUACAAAGUCAAACAUUUUAACCUUAAUACCCGGAUUGAAGCAGUAUGGUGGGUCUAAGAUCAAAAUCUCUACUAGAAAGAGGGAGGCCUGUGAACUCGUUAGGUAUAAAGUAAGACAAUAAACAAGUUGAUAAUGAUGACGAUUCAUUUCCAUAUUAUUAAAAUUAGCCGCAUUUAUCGUAUUUUUUUGGGUUGUUUUAAUUAAAUUUAGUAGGUCAUGUAAUUAUUGGUAUUAUAAUGAAUAACAUUGCAAAACAAUUGUCUUACAAGCUAAUUACUUCGAUAAUGUAUGUAGGUAGAAGACGAGUAUUAAGUAGGCAUCUACUAUACCUAUUUAAGUAAAUUCGAUAUUCAAGUUAACCUGUAGGUACUCAGUGGCGUAACUAGGUAUGGGCGAAGCGGACGGCCACUCACAGUUUUACGCCAAAGGGGGCCUCUCGCACCUUGCGGGGUAAUUUUGACUAAAGAAAGACUGAUCACAUCAAUUAGACGUUAGGUCUAAUUGAUGUGAUCAGUUAUGAAAAUUGCGCAAAUUGUCAAUAAUUAUCUUCAUGAUUGUAGUGACUAUUCUUAAUAUCCUCGUACAGUAUUUGCCAUUCUGUAAUUUAAUUUUGACUGAAGAAACGUCACGACUGACCACAUCAAUUAAUUGAUGUGAUCCAUUUUCUGACUGGAUUAACUUCUUUGUGUUAUAUCCCCGCAAGCUAAACUAUUAUUAUCACCCACUCUACGUCUGUUCUGACAAAUUAAUUGUGAGAGGAAUGGAAAUAUUGGUCAUAUUUAAAAAGUUAAGUACGGCAAAUAAAAAAGUUAUUUAAUACAAUUUAGUUUAUACAUUGCGUGCUCAAAUCGUGUUUAGUUAGAUGCAAUUUUGUAUAGGAUGUUUUAAUUAAAUGAAAAUAAUAAAACUAUGUACCUAAUUUAA